AGGAAACGCCAAAUGGAGGAAAAAGAUCUCUAGGGGGCGGACUUUUUUUCGUUGGAGGCAUGCGUCCAGUUGGCCUCCCUGACAUCAACCAAGGGAAAGAAAUCCAACAGAAGCGAAGCGGUGAUCUUCCAAACACCCCUCCUUAUUUUGUCUCCCUCUUUGAUCCAACCACAAACACUGCUAUUUAUUCAGCUUACAAAGUUACACCCGCGCAGGCAACGAACCUUGGGAAGUUUCCGAGACCUAAUGCAAAUUGGAGGAACCCUCCAAAUGUCCCUGGUGUCAACGGUGCCUAUACUGCGGCCAACAGAGAAGCCAAAAGCAACUUCGGGGCAGUAGCAGUACUCACCAGAGGCCAUAUGAAUCCUUCUGCAAUCAAUUCCUUUGACAAAAAUUUCAUGAGGGCUACUUUCACUCUCACCAAUACUGUACCACAGUUCCAAGCAUCAAACAGCGGACCCUGGCAGGUUUUUGAGAGAAAGAUAAGAGAUUAUGCCAAAAAUACCUGUGGCAACCUAAACCGCCAAGGAACCCUUUACCUACUGACAGGCAGAUCAGAAAAGGGCCUCAACAACGUGCCGAAGCCGGUCCUUUCGGACGAAUUUACAGUGAAACAAAGACAAAUAAAACUAGUAACUCCUCGGGCUGUUUGGACGGCGGGCUGCUGCGUGUGGAACCAACAGGCCCAGUCCUUUGCAGUGAUGAGCAACAAUCAUUACGACAAAAACCAGCUACACCAGACACAAAUGAAAGUACUUGACGUACAGAACCGCUUGUCAUCGGGAACGCUUGUGGAUCUGUUUCCAGGAAAUGCAAAUUGUGCUCUAAACAACAUAGCAUUAUAAUGAUAACACGUCGAGAAUUAUAUACUGUUAACAGGUUGUAUGCAUCGUAAAAAAACUGUUCUAGAAAUUAUCAUUACUAACACAACGGAAAAAUUCGUUCCUUUCAUUAUAGAUACCACUAAGACAUGUAAAACCCUAAUUUGAAACAAGGCAAAUAUUGAGGUUAGCUUUUCAAUUUUAGCGCUUAGAGUUAGCUUGAGGAUCAACAUUAUACUUGUAUUCAUCACACCAAGAGAUCUUGGAUGAUUGUGCAAUAAAAUGAAUGCGGCCUUCACCUGCACGACAUUGUGGGUGGAAAAGCCGGCAAACUUCA
Messenger RNA from Stylophora pistillata, 1158 nucleotides. RefSeq lists its product as uncharacterized. The record is from RefSeq and is a predicted model, not a curated record. Gene Ontology annotation, molecular function: nucleic acid binding; hydrolase activity; metal ion binding. Lineage: Eukaryota; Metazoa; Cnidaria; Anthozoa; Scleractinia; Pocilloporidae.